Molecule: messenger RNA, 2620 nt
Organism: Sycon ciliatum
Lineage: Eukaryota; Metazoa; Porifera; Calcarea; Leucosolenida; Sycettidae
Product: arginine--tRNA ligase, cytoplasmic-like
Exons: 13
Coding region: 147-2144 (665 amino acids)
Biological process (GO): arginyl-tRNA aminoacylation
Cellular component (GO): cytoplasm
Molecular function (GO): arginine-tRNA ligase activity; ATP binding
Source: RefSeq, a predicted model, not a curated record
UUGGGGUCGCGUGAAAUUGGGGAAUUAUUUGUGGUUCGAAGAACAUCCCUGUGCUAGCCGGUAGUAUACUGUGAUUUGCAAGACCACUUAGUAGACGGCUCUGUUCAUUUCUGUAAAAUAAGAAUUGGACCGAUUUGGUGGAUACAAUGGCUUCUUCGGGCGAAAACCUGAAAGAUCUUGAGGCUAAAGCAUCCGCCAUGGAGCAGCAAGUCAGGAACCUCCAAAGUCAGCUACGAGACGUGGCCAGCGCCGAUAGCCCUCAUCUUGUCACGUUGAAAGCCGAAAACGAGAAACUGGAAUACCAAAUCUUGCAUUUGGAAAAGAGCAUCGCGGCUGAGAAGAAACGCGGCUGUGCCGGCGCAGUGAGGAGUGCAAGUCACAUGACCGACAUUGUAUCGCACUUGCGUCAGCUGUUCAACAGUGCCAUUACGGCAGCGUAUCCGCAGAUCCAGAAGCCGUCUGCUCUGAUCGCUCUGGGCAAGAAGGGUGUAGAUUACCAGGUCAAUAGCGCCAUGAGCUUGACGAAAGAGCUAAAAGCAACAGGUGUCAAUGCCAACCCACGGCAGAUCGCUGAGGCAAUUGUCAAGAACUGUCCAUCCAGCGACCUGGUGGAUAAGCUUGAAGUUGCUGGCCCAGGCUUCAUCAACAUCCACAUCAAGGUGUCGGUCGUGUCUGGCCUGCUGAGCGACGUUCUCACCCACGGCGUGCGCGCACCGGAUGUGGGUGAAAAGCGCCGGGUGGUGAUUGACUACUCGUCGCCAAACAUCGCCAAGCAGAUGCAUGUUGGUCACUUGCGCUCCACUGUCAUCGGCGACUGUCUGGCUCGUAUCAUCGAGUAUUGUGGACACGAUGUGCUUAGGCUCAAUCACAUCGGAGAUUGGGGCACACAGUUCGGCAUGCUCAUUGCACAUCUCGAAGACAAGUUUCCGAACUUCGAGAGCGAGUCUCCUCCAAUUGGUGACCUGCAAUCUUUCUACAAGGAAUCGAAGGUUCGCUUCGAUGGCGAAGAAGAUUUCAAGAAACGUGCCUAUAAGAACGUUGUGCUCCUACAAGGCGGUGACAAGAAGAUUCGUACCGGCUGGUCUCACAUCUGUGAGAUUUCACGACACGAAUUUGCUCAGAUAUAUUCUCGCCUUGGUAUUGGAAAGGAGCUGGUUGAGCGAGGGGAAUCGUUUUACCAGCCACUCAUGAACGAUGUUAUCCAUGACCUUAAGAGCAGAGAUUUAAUAUCAGAAGAGGACGGAUGCAAGGUGUUGCAUUUGAAAAAGCAGAAGGUGCCUUUGAUCUUGGAGAAGAGUGUCGGUGGAUAUACGUAUGACACGUCUGAUGUAGCCGCACUGCGCCAUCGCCUACAGGAGGAGAAGGCCUCUUGGCUCGUCUAUGUUGUGGAUGCUGGCCAGGGUCUUCACUUCCAGCAAAUCUUUGAGGGCGCUAAGAUUGCCGGCUACUCGAAUGACAGUUGCCGCAUUGAGCAUGUUGGCUUUGGCCUUGUACUGGGAGAGGGCAAGAAGAAGCUGAAGUCCCGAUCGGGCGACACCGUCAAGCUGAAGGAACUCCUCGACGAGGGCGUGGAGAGAUCAGCAGAGAAGCUGAAGGAGAGGGGCCGUGAUGAGGUCUUAAGUCCUGAAGAGCUAGCAGCUGCUCGCGACGCUGUUGCUUACGGAUGCAUCAAGUAUGCCGAUCUGUGUCAUCAGCGAACGCACGACUACGUCUUCUCCUUUGAUAAGAUGUUGGACGACAAGGGCAACACGGCCGUGUACUUAUUGUAUGCCUACACUCGCAUUCAGUCCAUUAUCCGACUUGCGAAGUCAGACUCGGGUGCGCUGACAGCUCGUGCCGCUACCACCGAGCUGGUUCUUGGAGAGGCGGCCGAGGUCAAGCUGGCGAAGCACGUGCUGCGCUUUGCCGAGGUCAUUCAGCGCAUCCACGAAGACCUGCUCCCACAUGUUCUCUGCGAGUACCUGUAUGAUUUGAGCACGCACUUCACUGAAUUUUAUGACUCCUGCUACUGCGUGGAGAAGAACCGCGAGACCGGCGAGGUACUUAAGAUCAACUGGUCUCGAAUUCUCAUCUGUGAAGCAACAGCUCGCGUCAUGGCCAAGGGCCUCAGCCUCCUGGGCAUUACCACCGUGGAUCGCAUGUAAAUUGCAUGCUUUCCACGCCUGCACACUGCUGGGCAGAACUAUUUCACCAUGCACGGUGAUGCACCUCUGUUCUGCCAUCAUCGUAGUCGUCGUCCUCUGUCAUUAAAUUUCAGUGGCUCUGCUUUGCUCUUCAAGCAUUGCCUUGUCUCAUAUUUUUGAUUUAACUUUUUUCUCUUAGCCCAUACCCUAGGUUUCUCUGCUAUUAAACUUCAUGUAAAUAUAUAAUUACUGGCUUUGCUGCAGUAGUUCGAUUUUUUGCUUGCUGCGGCGCAGUGCUUGAGCAGUUCUCUGGUGUGCAUGCAGCAUUCAGCAAAUACUUCACACCAAUGAGCCAUCCCGUAGCAGAGAGCUGUUUGCAGUCAUCUCGCUGCUGUGCCAAGACCACACAAUACAGUCCACUAUUAAUUUCUACGGCGGUUUUUUUGCUGAAUAUUCUUUAUUCCGAUGUCGGAAGAAGUAGUGAUCAUGAUCGUGAA